CUUUCGAUGCUCUUAUUAUCGCCUUGGGCAUGAUCGACUUGCAUUGCAAAAAGCUAAAGUUCAAAAAAAAAAUUUAUAUUUUGACCGAUGGAGAGUCACCGAUAAAUAGUUCUGAUCUUGAUGCAGUUUUACAUCAGAUAAAUGAAUCAAAUGUUGAAUUAAAUAUAUUGGGUAUUGGUUUUGAUGAUCCUGAAGCAGGGUUUUUUGAAGAAAAUAAGUCAGAAGUGAAG
Molecule: messenger RNA, 230 nt
Organism: Racocetra fulgida
Lineage: Eukaryota; Fungi; Glomeromycota; Glomeromycetes; Diversisporales; Gigasporaceae
Source: the annotation of a GenBank genome assembly